This is a messenger RNA of Aptenodytes forsteri (emperor penguin), 959 nucleotides long. RefSeq names its product mitochondrial ribosomal protein L46 (gene MRPL46). The record is from RefSeq and is a predicted model, not a curated record. Gene Ontology annotation, cellular component: mitochondrial large ribosomal subunit. Gene Ontology annotation, molecular function: structural constituent of ribosome. Bases 70 to 765 code for a protein of 231 amino acids. Lineage: Eukaryota; Metazoa; Chordata; Aves; Sphenisciformes; Spheniscidae. The transcript is spliced from 4 exons.
CGGGCGGCGGGUUGGGGUCGGUAGCUUUGUCCCGCUGCCGCGCCUCGGCCGUGGCGGCUCUUCGGGGCGAUGUGCCUGCUGCGGCCGCCCCGCAUCACGCAGCCCCUCGAGAAGGAGGAGGAAGAGAUAGCGGCCCUCAUGGGGCAGAUAGAGCUGGAGAAAAGCCACUAUUCAGACCAUGAAAUCCGCAAGCUGGAGGAGGAGGAGCAGCUCAGGAGAAGGAAGGAGAGCAUGUACGAUGAUGAUGAAGCACCCGGCAAAACGGUCAUCAUGGCUCAAGACCUGGAGGACAAGUGGGAACAGAAGUUACUGCGGUUUGAAGCUGCUCCGCGGAUAACAGAUGCUGAUAAAAACAACAAUCGAACAUCGUUGAACAGGAAGCUGGACAGUAACCUGAUGCUUCUGGUGAAACAGAAAAUCGGUAACCAGGAGCUGUGGCUCCUGCCUCAAGUGGAAUGGCAGCCUGGAGAGACGCUGCGAAGCACAGCUGAGCGAGCCAUGGCGAUGUUUUUGGGAGAUCACAUUCAAGCCAAAAUCCUGGGGAAUGCGCCAUAUGGGAUUUACAAGUAUAAAUUCCCCAGGGCCAUCAGGACUGAGGAUAACGUGGGAGCCAAAGUAUUCUUCUUCAAAGCCUUCCUCCAAAGCAGUGAUUUGUCCCAGGCAGAGCUGAAGGAAGACUACCUGUGGGUCACAAAGGAUGAGCUGGGAGAUUACUUGAAGUCGGAAUACCUGAAAAAAGUCAACCGAUUCCUUCUGGACUUAUAAACGAUAGGCUGUACUCCAGCAGAUGGGGAAGAUGCGGGACGUGGCUCCCGGGAGGAGCACAGCUGCUGCUUUGCAUGGUCUGUGUGUAUGGGAUGUUAACUCGGGCUCUGGAGGAUAAUUUGCCUUUGCCUUAUUUCCCAGUUCUCUUCACUGGGCCUGUACUAAAUAAAUAUUAAAACUUAUACUUGGAAGUG